Molecule: messenger RNA, 912 nt
Organism: Ostertagia ostertagi
Lineage: Eukaryota; Metazoa; Nematoda; Chromadorea; Rhabditida; Trichostrongylidae
Source: the annotation of a GenBank genome assembly
AUGAAGCCGUUCGGAGACCUGAUUUUAAAGCUGAACUCAGGGGAGAAGUGCUACGAACUUUACAAAAUUUCGGAGAGCUCUCCUGAUUUUGACGCCUACUUGGCCAGGGUUCAGUCGCUGGCCCUGUGGUAUAUUCGGAAUGCCUCCCAAUACACGAACGAGACAGCGAAUCCUAGUGGUUGUCACUACUUCCCCUGCUACUCAAGAGCCCACGACGCAGGAGACGGGUCUCGUGUGUACUCUCUCGCUGGAUAUGCAUCUUUAUACAGGUUCUACGCAUACCCGGAUCCGAUGCGAGCCCAUGCUAUACGAAGUUAUUACGGUACUGAGGAUCCUGCUGAUAAUUUCGUGUAUCUACGAGAUUACGUUGAUUGCGUUAACUGCUCAAAACUUCCCGAGUUUGCUCCGGCCAAGCUCAAAAAUGGAUUCACUGAAGAUAUGAGAAUUGCUGCACUCAACAAGUUGAAGAUAACGAAGCGUCAGUCACGUCGAGUUUAUGAAAUUUUGCGUCUCAAAUGUACGAAUAUGAAGGAUGCUGCGGAGGCCAAGGCAUAUAGGCUGGAUGUCAAACGAAGACUCGAAGCCCCGAUGAGGAGAAAUGAGCGAGAUUGGAAAAAGAUUCAGCGUGCUCUUGAUGAUAAUGAAUAUGCUCAGGUAGCGGCAUCAUAUGUCAAUGCGGAUCAAAAAAUGCAGCAACUUCAACAGCUCUACGAAGAGGAAGUGGAGGCGUACAAACUGACAAUUCAAAGAAUGACUGGGAGGAUGGAUGAGUUCUCAUUUCCAUUCCCACCCUACAACAUACAACUUGAUCUUAUGCGAGAAAUAAAACAAUGCAUUGAGAAGGGACAGGUUGGAAUUUUCGAAUCUCCGACUGGGACGGGUAAGUCGUUGAGUGUCCUUGUGCCACAAUGA